GGUGCUCUAAGGGUGCCUCGAUCGACCAUAUCCCUAAAUGUCCGCCCCGCAGCUAGGUAGUAAGGUACGUUAGGCUAGGGUCCUGUCCUGUCAGACAGCGAGCAUAAAAACCUAAUUCCUACAUUGCAGACUCAUGCCAUUACCAGCUCAUCGUACCCAAAUCUGUGAUAGGACUCAUCCAUAUAAUAGAAAAUCAUUCACUGACAGCCAUGGGAGAGCGGUUUAUUACAGUCAUCUAUACUGUUUAGGACUAGCGCCCAACUGGCGCGGGGUUGUAAAUAACAUGGCCAGUCUUGCUUUGUACUCUACCAUGUCCUUUGUUCUCCGCCAUGUCCUCAUCCACCAGGACAUCGCCUGAUCUCUGAUAAUCCGAAUUUCUUCGUAUCAGAAUCACCAUGUCGCAAAACAUCUACAUCUAUAAGAAACUUGCGGAUCCGUCAAAGGACAUUCGACUUGUUACACUUUUUCCAGGUGACGUCGACGAGAAAAUCAAGCUCAGAUUCACUCAGGUUUCUGUGGAGAGAUCCGCAGACCCAAGUAGAAAUGGCCAACAUUUGAAAGAUGCUCAAGCAAGUCUUCCAAAGGAUUGGGAAGCGUGCGAAACUUUUGAAGGACGAAUCCUGUAUAUCCAGAAAGAUGCGGCUGGGACUGCAUCCACCUCCUGGCAGCACCCCAACACCAAAUUUAUCCAGACAAUCAAUACGGUCGAAAAUCCAAGGGGGGAGGAAGUUCCAGGUCAAGGUACUGCUUAUGAAGCUUUAUCAUACAUAUGGGGAGUAGAAGAUGAUCCUUUGGAAGUCCUCAUCGACCUUGCUUCCAAGAACUCGGACGACGAUGUAGUAGAGAUAUUGGUUGUGGUCUCAACAAACCCUUUGCAUUACGCUAGGCUCUUGUUAAGUCAAAAUCUCGCAGGCUCCUUAAGACAUUUGAGGUACAAGGAUAAGAAAAGAGUACUCUGGAUUGACGCCAUCUGUAUCAAUCAGGCGGAUGUUGUGGAGCGAAACGCUCAAGUAUCUCGCAUGGGAGAUAUAUUCAAGGUGGCGGAGCGUGUCAUAGUGUGGGUAGGGCCUUCGACAGAAGAUAGCAAGCUUGCACUGCAAACGCUUGAUAACCUCGGCAAACAAGUGGUGUCAACGACUGAUCGGCGUCGUGUACCUGCUCCAAAUGCUGUGGAAAAUGCAUGGUUUCAGUCUUCUGUCCAGUUGCCAUUUGACAACAGCACCUGGGCGGCUAUCAGUAGCUUACUUCAGCGCGCUUGGUUCGGACGUCUAUGGGUUGUUCAAGAGGCGCACCUGGCUCGCAAAGGGUUAUUCUUAUGCAGUGAGGAUCAACUCGACUGGAUAACCUUCCGCUACGCUAUCCUCGCUCUCUGGUACAACAAGGCAGCAUCAUGGAGCUUACCAUCAGUGAUGAGGUUGAUAGGAAAUCUAGUGGAACUGCUUCCGGACAAACACCCAAUUUCGGACUUAUUCUACCAAGUGUAUGGUAGAUCUUGUACGGAUUCUCGGGAUCGAGUGUACGGCAUCCACGGACUUUUCCCACGGAGUUUCCAGGAGCUUAUACGUCCAAAUUAUUCAUUGUCAGUGAACGAAGUUUACAGAGAUGCGACUAUAGCUCACAUUAGAUACUCCAAACGUCUGGAAAUGCUGCGACUUUGCAUUACAACAGAGCCUGCUGAAACAUUGGCCAGCUCUUCCUGGGUUCCGAAUCUAGCUUCCAAGCUGAAGAUCUCUCGAAGAAUGGAUUGGCAGUUCGCAGCUGGACACUCUCGUGCAGAAGUACGCUUCGAAAUGCCAAAAACACUGAAUGCCACAGGUAUUCAGUGCGCGACAAUCACGCACAUCCAUGAAACUCUACAAGCAGGUGCAGACUUACUUGAAUGUUUGCGGGUGGUCCGGCAAUGGGAGCCUGAGAAUCUGGAUUCAGGAAGAUACGUCACUGGAGGAAGUGUACGUGAUGCGCACGCCAGGACACUCACUGGAAAUGCUCUGAAAGACAGGUUUCCAGAUCGUGACUACGCUGAAUCAUUCGAUGAUUGGAUUGCACAAGACUCGCCGACCGCUCUAUUUGGUGCUCAGGCAAAGACGCCUCUUUCAGCCGACUCUAAACCGACACCGAUUGAGAAAUUGGCUCUUUCUCUGUUACCAGGUCGUGCAUGGGUGACAACCUCCGACGGUUACUUCGGUCUAGCGCCACCUGCUGCAUCUACAGGUGAUAUCAUCGUCGUCUUCCUCGGCUGCGAAGCACCUAUCCUCAUCCGCCCACAACCCGAGGAUACAUUCCGAGUUCUCGGCGAAUGCUUCAUCUUUGGUCUCAAUGAUGCGAAUGCCUUCCUAGGACCCCUGCCCUCGCCCUGGAUGGCUAAUGUCUUUAAUGACUCGGCUGGCCUCUUUACUAUCCUCCGUUUCUACAAUUCCGAGACAAAGAUUACGUCUGAUGAAGAUCCCAGACUUGGUCCGUUGCCAGAAGAAUGGGAGGUUGUUGAUCGCGGGGAGAGGACCUCGGAAGAUCCACGUAUAUUCAGGUGUUUCCGUAAUAAGAAGACUGGAGAAAUCGUCAACUCGGAUCCGAGGAUGGAGCCGGAGGUUUUGAGGAGUAGGGGUGUCAACUUGAGAACGUUUUCUUUGAUUUGA
Molecule: messenger RNA, 2633 nt
Organism: Cadophora gregata
Lineage: Eukaryota; Fungi; Ascomycota; Leotiomycetes; Helotiales; Ploettnerulaceae
Exons: 3
Coding region: 396-2633 (745 amino acids)
Molecular function (GO): protein binding
Source: RefSeq, a predicted model, not a curated record